This is a messenger RNA of Hemibagrus wyckioides, 8757 nucleotides long. Its product is annotated as protein unc-79 homolog. The record is from RefSeq and is a predicted model, not a curated record. The transcript has 51 exons. NCBI's taxonomy places the organism in Eukaryota, Metazoa, Chordata, Actinopteri, Siluriformes, Bagridae. Bases 116 to 8209 code for a protein of 2697 amino acids. Gene Ontology annotation, molecular function: protein binding.
GCAAGGGGGGCUCCGCUCACUUUUUCAACACUGAGGGGGGGGGAGACCGCAAGCACCGCAGGGUUAAAUCACAUCUCCAAUCUGACUCCUCUAUGAUUCUCACCGAGGUUUCAGCAUGUCUACGAAAGCAGAGCAGUUUGCUUCUAAGAUUCGAUACUUGCAAGAGUAUCACAACCGUGUGCAACACAAUAUUUACCCUGUGCCGUCUGGGACAGACAUUGCAAACACACUGAAAUACUUUUCUCAAACCCUGCUCAGCAUCCUGUCCCGUACAGGCAGGAAGGAGAGCCAGGAAGCUUCCAAUUUGGCCGUGCCCAUGACCAUGUGUCUUUUUCCUGUGCCAUUCCCACUCACCCCAUCUCUAAGACCACAAGUCAGUUCCAUCAACCCUACAGUUACUCGCUCCCUCCUUUACAGCGUUCUGCGGGACGCCCCGGCCGACCGGGGGGGGGCCGCCCAGCAGAGUCGGGACGCUCAGCUCUCAGAGUACCCCUCUCUGGACUAUCAGGGGCUUUAUGCCACCCUCGUCACCUUGCUUGACCUGGUGCCCCUGCUGCAGCAUGGUCAGCACGAUCUGGGGCAGGCCAUAUUUUACACGACAACUUGCCUUCUACCCUUUCUCAGUGAUGAUAUCCUCAGCACUUUGCCCUAUACUAUGAUCUCCACCUUAGCCACCUUCCCGCCCUUCCUACACAAAGACAUCAUAGAAUACCUGAGCACGUCCUUUCUCCCUAUGGCUAUAUUGGGUUCAACUCGGAGAGAAGGAGGGGUCCCUGCGUACGUCAAUCUUUCGGCUUCCUCUAUGCUAAUGAUUGCUAUGCAGUAUACCUCAAACCCAGUGUACCACUGUCAGCUUCUGGAGUGCCUGAUGAAGUAUAAGCAGGAAGUGUGGAAGGACCUUCUCUAUGUAAUAUCUUAUGGACCAUCCCAAGUAAAGCCUCCUGCUGUCCAAAUGCUCUUCCAUUACUGGCCUAAUCUAAAGCCUCCAGGUGCAAUUAGUGAAUACAGGGGGCUCCAGUACACAGCCUGGAAUCCCAUUCACUGCCAACAUAUUGAGUGUCAGAAUUCGAUUAAUAAGCCUGCAGUGAAGAUGUGCAUCGACCCAACUCUUUCGGUUGCCCUUGGAGACAAGCCUCCUCCUCUGUAUAUCUGUGAAGAAUGUAGUCAGAGGAUUGCAGGAGAUCAUGCAGAGUGGCUGGUUGAUGUGCUCUUACCCCAAGGUCAGCAUUAUUAUUCAUCUUCUGAAAUAUCUGCCAUAUGUCAAAAGAAGAACUGCAGCUCUCAUGUGAGGCGGGCUGUUGUCACCUGCUUCUCGGCUGGCUGCUGUGGUCGGCAUGGCAACCGGCCCGUGCGCUACUGCAAGCGUUGCCAUGUCAACCACCACAGCAGCGAAGUGGGUGCUUCAGCAGAGACUCAUCUGUAUCAGACAUCUCCUCCCCCCAUCAACACACGUGAGUGUGGAGCCGAGGAGCUCGUCUGCACUGUGGAGUCUGUCAUCAGCCUGCUGAAAGAGGCAGAGAUCCAUGCAGAGCAGCGGGAGUUUGAGAUGAACCGCCGGCGUCAGAUGGGCCUCUCCACCUCCCACCACUCUCUGGACAACCUGGAAUUUGACAACAAAGAGGAUGACCAGCAUGAUCAGAGGCUGCUCAGUCAGUUUGGCAUCUGGCUCUUGGUGAGCCUGUGUACCCCAAGUGAGAACACGCCCACAGAAAGCCUUGCCCGUCUGGUUAGCAUGGUCUUCCAGUGGUUCCAUUCCACUGCCUACAUGAUGGAUGAUGAAGUGGGUAGUCUAGUGGAGAAGCUCAAGCCACAGUUUGUAACAAAGUGGCUUAAAACUGUCUGUGAUGUGCGUUUCGAUGUCAUGGUCAUGUGCCUGUUGCCCAAGCCAGUGGAGUUUGCCAGGGUGGGCGGUUACUGGGAUAAAUCCUGCAGUACAGUUUCACAGCUGAAGGAAGGCCUAAACCGUAUACUGUGUUUAAUCCCCUAUAACGUUAUCAGCCAGCCACUUUGGGAGUGCUUUAUGCCUGAAUGGCUGGAGGCCAUACGAACUGAAGUGCCAGACAACCAGCUGAAGGAGUUCCGGGAAGUCCUUAGCAAGAUGUUUGAUAUAGAAUUAUGUCCACUGCCCUUCUCCAUGGAGGAGAUGUUCGGUUUUAUAAGUUGCAGAUUUACUGGAUAUCCUGCAUCAGUGCAGGAACAAGCCUUGCUAUGGCUACAUGUGCUGUCCGAGUUGGACAUUGUUGUGCCCCUGCAGCUCUUGAUUGGCAUGUUCUCAGAUGGUGUGAACUCUGUGAAGGAGCUGGCCAAUCAAAGGAAGACACGAGGCACAGACCUAACAGGAAAUGCUGGGGCCAGAAGGGUGAGUGUGGUUUCAGAUCCUGGUAGACGAGGGCAUAACAACACCCUUAGUCCUUUUCCCAGUCCAUUCCGAAGCCCAUUCCGUAGCCCUUUGCGCUGCAGCCCCUUUAAGAACCUGGGUCAUGCCACAGGUAACUGUGCUCUAGACUUGGACUGUGACGAUGAUGAUAUGAACCUCGGCUGCUUCAUCCUCAUGUUUGACCUCAUUCUCAAACAGAUGGAGCUUCAGGAUGAUGGAGUGACUCUGGGAUUGGAAGGCAGUCUGGGAAGAGACAUUGUAGGGAUAAUUAACAGUGUGUUCCAGGCUCCCUGGGGUGGCUCACACACCUGCCAGAAGGACGAGAAGGCUAUGGAGUGCAGCCUGUGCCAGUCCAGCAUCCUCUGCUACCAAUUGGGCUGUGAGCUCCUCCAGAGACUCACACCUCCUGAGGAGAUAUGCCUAGUGGAGCCCUCAGACGGUCUUGAGGACAGCCUGAUCUUUCCCAUGUCUGAACAAUGCCUCAGACCAGAGAAUGGCACAGAGGAGGGAAGCAACCAGGACAACCCUGAUAGCCAGGGUGAUUCCCCUGAUAACCCACCUUUAAAGAAUAAUACUGAAAGAAAAUUCUCCUAUCAGCAGCUUCCAGCUUCUCAUAGGCUUAUUUAUACCAUACUUCAGGAGAUGGCUAAGUUUGAGGAGCCAGACAUUCUCUACAACAUGUUGAACUGUGUAAAGAUCCUGUGUCUGCAUGGGGAGUGUCUGUAUCAUGCCCGCAAAGACCACCCUCAGUUUCUGGCCUACAUUCAAGAGAAGAUGCUCAUUCCAAGACUGUGGUCCAUGCUGAAGUCUGAGUUCUGCCAGCUGGCCUCACUAGCAGUGCCUCAGCUGCUCCAUGCUCUCUCACUGUCCCAUGGUGCUGAUAUUUUCUGGAAAUUGGUGGAUAACAGUUUCAACAACAAGGAUUGGAAGCUUCGCUUUGAAGCAGUGGAGCGAGUUGCAGUUCUUUGUCGCUUCCUGGAUAUUGGCUCAGUAACAAAGAGCCACCUACUGAAGUACUCACUGGCUCAUGCUUUCUGCUGCUUUCUGGCCAGUAUCGAGGAUGUCAACCCUGCUGUGGCCACCAGAGCCAGGCUACUGCUAGACACCCUCAAACGACCAUCACUGCAGGGUCUGUGUCUGUGCUUGGACUUCCAGUUUGACACAGUGGUAAGAGACCGUCCCAUAAUCCUGAGCAAACUGCUUUUGCUGCACUCUUUAAAGCAGGAUAUCCCUGCCCUGAGUUGGGAAUUCUUUGUUAAUCGUUUUGAGACAUUGUCCCUUGAGGCUCAGCUACACCUGGACUGCAACAAAGAAUUUCCUUUCCCAACCACCAUCACUGCGGUGCGGACUAAUACAGCCAAUCUAAGCGAUGCAGCUAUGUGGAAGAUCAGACGAGCUCGUUUCGCACGAAAUCGACAGAAAAGUGUCCGCUCUCUCAGAGACAGCGUAAAGGGGACGUCUGACUCUAAACGUGCCUUUUCCCUGCCUGAGACAUUUUGUGCCAAGCUUCCUUUAAGGCUUACAAGACAAGAGUACUCUGCACCCACACUUGGAGAUAUGCUUGAGAAAGUCUUGCCAGCCCAUCUGCCAGGUCAGAGCUCCCCUCCUGAGGAUGACUCAGUCAUCAAGGACCUCCUUCCAGAGGACAGUGGCAUAGAUCACCAGACUGUUCACCAGCUUAUCAUGGUGCUAAUGAAGUUCAUGGCGAAGGAUAAGAGCAGUGCAGAGACUGAUAUUGGCAGUGCCAAAGCCUUUAAUACAGUCAAAAGGCACCUGUAUGUAUUGCUAGGCUAUGAUCAGCAAAUUGGCUGUUUUAUGAUCGCACCGCAGAAGAUGCGCUCCUCCACCUGCUUCAAUGCAUUCAUUGCCGGCAUUGCACAGGUGAUGGACUACAACAUCGGUUUGGGGAAGCAGAUGCUGCCCCUUGUGGUCCAGGUGCUGAAGUACUGCACAUGCCCUCAGCUUAGACCCAACUUUCAGGAGGCACCACGCUGCUCACUUUGGGCUCUGAGGCCACACAUCAGGCAGAUGUGGCUUAAAGCUUUACUUGUCAUUCUCUACAAGUAUCCAUACAGAGACAUGGAUGUAAGUAAAGAGGUUGUGCUGCACCUGAUCCACAUCACCAUCAACACCCUAAACGCACAAUACCACAGCUGCAGACCUCAUGCCUCAGCUGGCCCUCUCUACAGCGACAACUCCAAUAUUAGCCGCUAUAGUGAGAAGGAAAAAGAGGAGGAUAGUGUGUUUGAUGAAUCAGACAUCCACGACACUCCCACUGGGGCAGGCAACAAGGAAUCACAGACCUUCUUUGCUCGGCUUAAGAGGAUUGGAGGCAGCAAGUCUGUCAAGUAUCAGCCUGUGGACCUCAAUGCUCAAAGAAGUGAGAUUGAGUUGGCGGAGUACAGGGAGGCAGGAACCCUACAGGACAGUCUGCAACACCCAUCAAGAGAGGAUAGCAGCAGCAAGAAGAAGAGACUACAGGCCAUGCACAAACAGAAAUCUCUUGACAUUGCCAACACAGACUCCAUCCUCUUCAAUCUGGAUGAGCAUCGGCGCAAAUCCUGCAUUGACCGCUGUGACUUGCAAGGGCCUCCGCCUCCACCACCCUCAUGUUCUAGCUCAACAACAAGGCAGUCACGCAGGGCAGAUCACCGUGCCAAGGAAUCCUCAGAAGGAUCCAAUCUCCAUUUUGAUAACAUCAGGCCUGUUAUUCCAGAAGUGCGUCUGAGCUGUAUGGAGACUUUUGAGGAUAAAUCUGCAGGGCUUGACUCUCCCCUGGUCAUUUCUUCUGACCCUGCUCAUGGCAAAGAAGAUGGCGACCUGAUUGAUCUCUCCUCAGACUGCACUUCUAUACCAGAGAAGCGCUCCAUUCUUUCACUUUCUGACAGUGACUCACUGGUUUUUGAACCUCUUCCACCACUGCGCAUUGUUGAAAGUGACGAAGACUUGUUUGAGGCACUUUCAAAACCACCACUUGGAAUGCAGAUUAAAUCUGAGCAUCCGUCACCAUCAUCUGUCAGCACUAUUCUGCGUCUGUCUCCUUUUGUCCAAGUGAGUGUGGAGGAUUGUUCUAAAGAAAGGACAAGCAAAUCUUCCAGCCCUGCAAAAGGGAGUCCUGUGCAGUCAGUUGAGAGUAGAAAUCCCUCUGUAACCCCUACUGCCUCGCUGGAGCUCCCAGAUCCCAUAUAUCAUCCUGGUUUAGAGAGUCCCAUGACCCUGAAGCAGAAAAGAGACCUGUUAAGAAAGUCACCACAUGUACCAGACACAUCUGUAGAUGAUGGGUAUAUGCAGUCAGAAGACAAAACCGGAGGAAGCCCCUCUGCUAAAUCUGUGUACCUCAACAUCCCCGAGGACACACUGGAAAAUCUAGACCCACUGAAAGCAAAGAAAGAAGAGGAAGGAGGAGCCCCCAGUGAGGAUGAGAAUGAUGCUGAAAAUGAUGAAGAUACUGGUGAUGAGAGAGAGAGCGAACCAAAGCCAGAAGAUGAAAGUGAGGAGGCAGAGUUUAAGAUCCAGAUUGUACCCCGUCAGCGUAAACAGAGGAAGAUUGCGGUCAGUGCUAUCCAGAGGGAAUACCUAGACAUUUCCUUCAACACUAUGGACAAGAUAGGGGAGCAGACCACAGACGCCGAUCACAAAGCUCUGUCCAAAUUGGAAAAGCCACGAGAGUCAGCCUCAGCCCCAGCACUUGAAGCCACAGUCCCAGAAACAAGCAACCGCUCCUCAGUAACAACUCAGUACCGUCAGGCAAAGCGAGGCUCUCUAGGAGCUGUGACAAUGAGUCAGCUGAUGAAGAGACAGCUGGAACAUCAGUCUAGCGCUCCACACAAUAUCAGCACUUGGGAUACAGGUCUCACUAAAACCAGCCUGCUGUCUGCUCCUAGCACAGUCAGCAUGUUUGUGCCUGCACCAGAGGACUUUAGUGAUGAGCAACCAACCAAUAUGGCUGACAGGUGUCGAGACUGUGGUGCAGUGUUAGAAGAGUAUGAUGAAGAAACCCUGGCAUUGGCUGUGGUCGUUCUCUCGAUGUUUACCCAUCUGAGUCCGGACCUGGCUGCUCCACUACUCCUUGACAUCAUGCAGUCAGUGGGCAGGUUGGUUUCUAGUGCCAGCUACUCAGGCCAGGCUGAAAGCAUGUUGAUCCCUGGUAAUGCUGCUGGUGUAGCUAAGCAGUUCCUGCGCUGUGUGCUCCAUCAGCUCGCCCCCAAUGGCAUCCUGCCACAGCUAUUCCAGAGCAACAUCAAAGACGGAAGCUUCCUCCGCACACUGGCUGCAUCUCUUAUUGAUUUCAAUGAACUGAGUUCUGUGGCAGCAUUAAGUCAGCUUCUUGAAGGUUUGAACAAUAAGAAGAAUUUGCCUGCAGGGGGCACAAUGCUCCACUGCUUGGAUAACAUUGCCACUUUCAUGGAAGCUCUUCCUAUGGACUCCCCUAGUAAUCUUUGGACAACCAUUUGUAACCAGUUCCAAACCUUCCUGACCAAACUUCCUGCUGUGCUUCCUCUGAAGUAUCCACUGGACUCCAGCUUGAGAAUCAUCAUUUGCUUACUGAAGAUUCCAACCACUAGCGCAACCAGAAGUUUGCUGGAGCCGUCCUCUAAACUGCUGAGCUUUGUUAUUCAGUAUGGCGUCUUCAGUCUCUCGUACCUUGUUGAGCUCUGUGGCCUCUGCUACAAAACCUUCAGCAAGGAAAGGGAUAAGUUCUACAUGUCCCGUGUAGCAGUUCUGGAGUUGCUACAAGCACUGAAGUUCAAGUCUCCAAUUCCUGACACUAACCUUCUUCUACUGGUCCAGUUUGUAUGUGUCGACAUUGGAACCCGGCUGUCUGAGUCUACCAUUCUCCAAAAACACAUGAUUUCAUCAUUACCUGGGUGCACAACAGCUGCUAUGGAGUGUUUGAGGCAGUACCUCAGUGAGCUGCUGGACUUUAUUGCAGACAUGCACACUUUGACAAAAUUAAAGAGUCACAUGAAAGCUUGCUGUCAACCCCUUCAUGAGGAUACUUUUGGUGGGAAUCUAAAAGUGGGUUUGGCUCAGGUAGCUGCCAUGGAAAUCAGUAAAGGUAACCAUCGUGAUAACAAGGCUGUGAUUCGCUACCUGCCAUGGCUCUAUCAUCCACCCUCUGCCAUGCAACAAGGCCCCAAAGAGUUCAUUGAGUGUGUAUCCCACAUCCGCCAGCUUUCCUGGCUUCUGCUGGGAUCUCUUACCCACUGUGCUUUGCAUCAAGGUUCCACGUCUUGUAUGCCCAUUCCUCUAGAAGCUGGCUCUCACAUUGCAGACCACCUUAUUGUAAUCCUCAUUGGUUUUCCAGAGCAAUCAAAGACAUCCGUGCUCCACAUGUGCUCCCUGUUCCAUGCCUUCAUGUUUGCUCAGUUGUGGACCAUCUACUGUGAGCAAGCAGCUGCAGCACCAGCUGGGCAGAACCAAAACCAAAAUGAGUUCUCCUCAAGCGCUAUCCUUACAGGCCUGGAGUUCUGGAGCCGAGUCACUCCCAGCAUCCUCCAGCUCAUGGCCCAUAACAAAGUAAUGGUCGAGAUGGUGUGUUUGCAUGUCAUCAGUCUGAUGGAAGCUUUACAAGAAUGCAAUUCAACCAUUUUCGUGAAAUUAAUUCCUAUGUGGCUGCCGAUGAUUCAGUCCAGCCUAAAUCAUUUAUCUGCGGGUCUCCAGCUGCGUCUCCAGGCCAUCCAGAACCGAGUGAAUAACCAAUGUCUCCAGGGUCCUGCUUCUAGCACUUUUCCCUUCGCCUUGCGCAAGUGGCUGCAGUGUACUCAGUUUAAAAUGGCUCAGGUUGAGAUCCAGUCGUCUGAGGCCGCCUCGCAGUUCUAUCCCAUGUGAUGUGCCGUCCUAUAGAAGCUUCUGCAAGACCAGCAGCAAUCUGCGCCAACCAGCACCCUUUUUUUCUUUAAACCCAAAUAUAGUAUUUUGCAGCAAUGCUUUUGUAUAAAAUGAAUUAUACUGCAUUUUGUGGAUAUUGGCAACAGCAACUCUACAGCAGCAAAACUAAGAAAGUGUGACUGUAAAUAUCUUCAUCGAGCUCUUUCUGUCUGCAUGUAAUUAUCAUGAUCAUGCAUAAGGGGAGUGACACUGAAUUAUAAGGUGCCAGAACAGCCGAACAUGUGGUGCAUACAGACGCAGGAGUCUUCCUACUGUGUGUGUGUGUGUGUGUGUGUGUGUGUGUAUUUCUGUGAGACUGUUUAAAUGGUGUGAAAGUCACACUCACUGUAGAGUACACACCUUUAAUGUGUCAUCAGAAUAUGUGAGAAAGUUCAUCGUGUGAAUGGUGAUUGAUGUAUAGGGCUUAAAUUCUAAUCAAUUUGUUUACAAGAUAGUAUGUUUAUUUCAUGUAAAACAAAUAAAUAAAAUACAUAUGUUUUUCAUUUGUA